Xenopus tropicalis (tropical clawed frog) is the source of this 5900-nucleotide messenger RNA. RefSeq names its product USP6 N-terminal-like protein 2 (gene usp6nl2). The record is from RefSeq and is a predicted model, not a curated record. The transcript has 14 exons. Lineage: Eukaryota; Metazoa; Chordata; Amphibia; Anura; Pipidae. The coding region runs from base 229 to 2775 and encodes 848 amino acids. Gene Ontology annotation, cellular component: cytoplasmic vesicle; Golgi apparatus.
AGGACUACAUUUCCCUGCCUGCCUUGCUUGGAACCCAGUGCGCAUGAUCGCUGUGUGAGUGACAGCAGGGGCGUUGCUUGGUGUCAGACUGAGCGCUGCUUUGGCUCUCGCACCCCCGAUAGCAACAACUGCACCGGGCGGAGGAUGUAAGAGACUGGGGGUGAAAGAAGGGAAGCGACGCUAGCACCCCCGGAUUCCCCUAGAACAGUGAGCGUUUACAUCUCUGACAUGAAGAAAGACAUUGAGACUCUUAUAGCCCUGGAAAGAGCAGAGAUUAUUAGCAAAUAUGAGAAGUUUCAGCAGCCUGGGGCUGAGAGAGACCCAUGGGAGGAUGCAAACUUUUCACUGUAUAAAGUCACAGAUAGAUUUGGAUUCUUACAUGAACAUGAAUUGCCUUCACGUAGUGCUCAGGAGGAGAAGCAAAAACUACAGGAGAUUGAACGUGUGGAUAAAUGGCUUAAGAUGCUUAAAAAAUGGAGCAAGUACAGGAACAGUGAAAAGAUGUACCGAAGGGUGUAUAAAGGUAUCCCACUACAAGUAAGAGGGCAAGUCUGGUCUCUGCUCUUGGACGUUGAGGAAACAAAAUUGAAGAACGAGGGCAAAUAUGAGAAAAUUAAGGAUCUGGCAAAGACUUAUUCGACAGAGAUUAAACAAAUUGAUCUGGAUAUAAACCGGACGUUUCGCAAUCACAUUAUGUUUCGAGAGCGCUAUGGAGUCAAACAGAGGGCGCUGUUUGAUGUGCUGUCUGCCUAUUCUGUCUACAAUACGGAAGUCAGUUACUGCCAGGGGAUGAGUCAGAUUGCAGCUGUACUGCUCAUGUAUCUGAACGAGGAGGAUGCCUUUUGGGCUCUGGCACAGCUGCUAACCAACCAAAGACAUGCAAUGCACGGGUUUUUUAUCCCUGGUUUCCCAAAGCUCCAGAGGUUUCAGAGUCAUCAUGAACAGAUUCUCAGCAAAGUGUUUCCUAAACUGAAAAAACACAUGGACAAAGAAGACAUGUCUACUGGGAUUUAUACAACAAAAUGGUUUCUGCAGUGUUUCCUAGACCGGACACCAUUUACCCUUACCCUGAGGCUCUGGGAUAUCUAUAUACUGGAGGGCGAACGAGUACUUCCGGCCAUGGCUUACACCAUUCUUAAGUUACACAAAAAACGUCUGCUUAAGAUGCCUAUGGAGGACUUGCGGGAGUUUCUUCAGGAGAAGAUUGCUCGAUCUCUAAGCUAUGAUGAUGAUAUUGUGGUUGAGCAAUUACAGACGUCAAUGGCUGAACUUCGCAAGAUGAAACUUGAACUUCCUCCUCCAGGAAAAGCUGAGGAAUUCCCAAAAAAGACUCUGGGACAAGAUAUUCCUGUUGAUCUCCACCCAGUCGAGCCUGCUAAAGAGGCAAAUGGAGAGAAGGUAGUUUCACUUGAGAACACCCCAGAGAUCUCCAAACAAGUUCCGAUGGAUAUUAAUGAGAAUAACUCAAACACUGUUGAUAAAAUUAAAAACCUCUCAUCCAGCUCACAGUAUAAUGGGACACCCACCCCCAUGGUUGUGGAAGAGGCAAGUAAUGUUGAAACACAUCAGGAAACAGAUCUUCUCAAAAAUGGUGCUAAGCAGCAACAACAAGUUUCUGCUGGAAAUCCCUUAGCAGUUUCUCAGAGUAUACCACAACACCCUGACAUGAAAAAAGAUAUAAAAGAAGUAAGUAAAGUCAAUGUCUCUCAACCACUUAAGGUGGAAGAAUGUGUUGAGAUUUCAUUAAUAUCUGUUAAAAAUGAAGAUAUCCAUUAUUCACCAAAUGUUUCCAUAAUGGAGACUCCAAAUGAUUGCCAGAACAGUGCACAACUAGACAGUGGUGUAAAGCCUGAAUAUACUUCUAUAGAACUGCCACCAAACAAUGGCUUAGAAGAAACUACUGCCCCAAAAGAAGAAUUACAACUGGGGGAGUGUCCUGCUGAUAUAUUGUCUGCAUCUCAAAGUGAAAGUGAAAUGUUAAGUAUCAAAAAUAAUUCUUCCUGUGAUUCGCUAACUGAUUCCCCUCUAUUGCCAGAAUGUGAUAAUCCUACUACAAAAGAAGUAUGUACUGUUGCAAGAGAAAUUGUUUCCCUUCAGCUUCCAGAAGCAGAAAGUAAUAGGCGCCCUUCCAUUGCUUCUGAAUAUGAUAAUGCAUCUGAUGUAGAGCAGGGAGAGUGGCCACCAUGUCCAACAGACUUAAGUUUUAUCGUGUUGAAAAGUGACGAAUGCCAGGCUAGCAUCUGUAAUGCACUGGAUUUGUCAAUGGAAAGAAGAAAAGAAACAGAAAUGCUUACACAUGUAAAACCCAUCAUGUCUUGCCAUCGAGGGCCUUUGGGAAGUGUGCCAACCUUGCUUAUAAAUAGUCCUGAUCUUCAGGAAUCUGUCAAUGCUCGAACUAGCUCUUCACCAUCAUUACCAGUACAGUUCUUUCCUUGCCAAGUGAUAAAGACUUUUACUCCAGUCCAAGUGUCUCUUGCCACAACACAGGACUUCCUCAACAGACAAGUAGCACAUCCAUUGCUUGAUAGUCCUCAGCAAACUCUUACUUCAAUUGUCCUGAGUGUAUCAAAAGAACAUGGUGAAAAGGCAGUUCAUGAUACUUUGUCCACUGUUGUGAAUGGCUGCAACUCCUACAAAAAACCCCAACCACCUCCACAAACCUCAAAGCCAAAAGUUGCAGCUCAACAUUGGAGCAUUCCCAAAGCCCAUUCAGAUAACAACUUUUACUCGCAUCAUGUUACCAUGACACAAUUGCCUAAGUCUGUGACAUUUUGAAAUUAUAUUUUAAAAAAUGUAUGAUAUCUCAUGCUGUUUGUUAGUUGUGCUGUGUGUGAGCCAUUUUUAUGCUGGACAUAAAAAUUUGGCAUGAUCAAUAGCAUUGAUAAGGGAAUGUACUGCACCGGAGACUGGCAUUUUGGUAUUCUAUAAAAUAAUCACAAAGUGCUUAAUUUUUAAUUUUUUCAUGGAUUGGUUGUUGAAAUUACAAAAAUUUGACAACCUUGGAGGUUUCAGUAACAGUGGGGAUGUGCAUUAAACAAAGCAAAGAUGAAAAGAUUUCUGUCUGUAUGCACUAUGACCAGAUUUGUAAUAAGUCCUAACAGUAGCAUCUACUUUUCCCAUAUAUCUCUGUGUUGUGAUUUCUUUUUAAUCUUUUUAUCUUCUCAUAUUUUCUAAUAACUAAUCUAUCUGAUGAAAUAUCCUUUAUAACUUAUAGCCAUAUUGGUUAUUUUCUAAUUUUCUUAUCAAGCAAACAGAACCAUUACUCAAACAUCAUUUUUAAGUAUACAAUGUUUCCUUAGUCAUCAAACAUUUAUCAGUUUUAGUCACAGGGGUAAUUAAAUGUGUUCGUACACGCCAAUGUGCUGCUGACUUGGCCACUCCAGACCAAGCUGUAGCUUAUUGGGCCAUAAAUGAGGGAAAACCGAUUGACAAAUAACUUUCUGGCAGCAUUUGAAAUCUAGGUGGGUGAAAAAAUGGAUCGGCCCAUUGAUGUGUUACUUUCCUAAAGGGUCUGUAGCAGCUUCAGUUAUCCAGUUGUUGACCUGAUGGCCAGAUCAGGCAAACAUCCCCUUAUUUGGCUAUCUAGACAAAUGAGCAUAUUAUAUUUAGAUAUAAAUAAUAUUUAGAGGCCUAUUUAUCAAGCAGUGUUUAAAAUUUUAUUGAUCAAACUGCAUAUUACAGUUAGGGCAUGAUUUACUCCAUCUGUUCCCAUCACUGACUUGCUCUAUUACAAAGUCUGGCCUGAUGUAACUUAAAGGGACAAAUUCAGGCAGGAAAUAAGUACAGAAAGACUUUGAAUAACUGCAAUGGUCAAAGCAGCUUUUUCCAUGUUAAUAUUUCUUUUAAAAUACACAUUUUAGACUUCUCUGAAGCAACAUUUAUUACAAGGGUGUAUAACUUGCUUUUCCAUAUCUUUGUCUUGUAUUCAGAUGGCAGUGUGUAAAGUGUUAAUACAUAGCUUAAUAAAUAGGCCCACCAGAAAGAGAGGUGGGACUAAGCAAGUAUUGAAAUAUUUGUGCGUGUGCAAAAAUGCCUUAGUACUGCACAGUUUGUUUGUGCAUGAUUGUGUCAGAACUUGUGUGUUCAUCUAAGAGUCAACAUUAAAGACAAGGGAACUCGGAAAGUUGAUAAAAAAAAUUUCAAUUUGCCCCAUUAGAGAGAGGUAAAGCUAUGCAGUAUCCAGCAAUAACAAUGAACAUUUCUGUCCACCUCUAAACUAUUUAGAACAUUAAUGUAAUAAUGACAACGUUUAUUUCAGACUGUAAUUGAAACCAGCAAGGAAAAUUGUUUUAUUGUUUUUUUUAUUCUGCAAUAAGGAAUUACAGCUUAUUUAUAAUUAUUAUUUUUUUUUUUUUUUUUUUUUUUUAAACAUGGCAAGACCAAAGUUUUUUUUUUUCCUCUUUGUUUUUCUUUAAGAGGGAUGAUGGGUUUGUGGAGUAAUCAUUCCAUAUUUAUUAUGUUUUUAUAUUUAAUUAUGGCUUACUUUAAUUUUUUGAGAAAGAGGCUCUCAGCAUUUUAUGGUAUUGAGUAUCAGAGGCCAGGUUGGUUGAGUAUUUAAAUUAUAGUCUGUAUAGCCUUUUGUAUUGGUUUUUAUUAUGUUUAUUUUCUAUGAGGUCGAAGCUACUUCCCUUGUCCACAGGGUCGGAUUUGGGGGUGCAGGGCCGCUUCCCCUGCUCCCCCCAACCCCCCGCAGGGGCCCUCGCCACCCAGCUGACGUCCUCCCCUGAGCAUGAGUAAGAGACAUGCGAGGGGAGGGAUCGGCCGGGGGAUCGGCGACAGGGGUCGGGACUGGUCUGACCAGGUUUUUUCCCAGUGCCCCGGCAUCCCAGUCUGACCCUGCUUGUCCAGUUCCCCCUGACACAUUGGUCAGAUAUUGCAUAGAUUUUUUAACUUCACUAGAGCAGUAACAGUCUUCUUAUUGAACUUUUCUUCUGUCAGGGUGUUAAAAAAAGAUUACGUUUUAUGAUGUUGUCAAAGAAGGUGGCAGCAAAGUUUAUAAAUUAUGACAACUUUGAUUUUUUUUUUUUAACGUAAUUUUUUCUAUAAUUUUAUAGUAAAAACAUGCAUUGUUCAGUAUAACUACUUGCUGGAGCUGCAUUUAGUUGCUAACCAGAUUUUUAAGGCUCAGUUGCACUAAAUUGUCAUUAGUCUAUCUCAUUUCUGCUUCUAGGUAUCAAAAUGAUGCCUUUAUCCAAUUCUUUAAGCGCAAGUAUGAAGAGCACUGUGGGAAGAGUGAAACUGUCACCUUCUUUGUGGAGGUGGUAGCUCCAGGGGACCCCUGCAUCAGUACAUUGCAGGCAAAUAUAUCCAAACAGCUAACAAGGAUCAUUGACACUUUAUGCCAAAAGGCCCAAAUUUUAGUUCUGCUAAGAGUGAAAACACAGGUGGUGAUUUGUAGCCGCACAAUGCAAAUGUCGCACGCAACUUUUUAAAAUGUCACACUGAUAAACCGCCCUGUGCAUCUUCACCCUAAAGGGACAGCAAGUGAUUAUGGUGCAGCAAAAUAAGCAAAAAUUCUUCAUUUCCAUUCAUUUAAAUUCAUACAAAAGCUUCUGAAGAUAUGAAAGCACCACAGAACAUUCAUGUUGCCAGGAUUAACAAUUUCUGUCUCUACAGUUGAAUGUACUUAUAAUUUAAUACAUAAACAAGCAAAUCAUUUCUUAGGGAAACAUUUUCUUUAAUGAUGUUAAGAGUAGUGUGUCCGAAUGAUAUCUGUUGUCCUAUCUACAGGUUGUACAGGUAGCUUAUUUGCUAACUAUGUUCAUUCAUUUACUGAACAGAUGAAAUGUAGUGCAGGAACAACAAAAAUAUUGAGGACUAUUUACUAUUGAUCCACAAUCUCAACAACAAAUUAAUUUGGGCACAAAUUGGGACAUGGGAGCUCAUGGUACAUUUGCUGG